Onychomys torridus (southern grasshopper mouse) is the source of this 1668-nucleotide messenger RNA. RefSeq names its product betacellulin (gene Btc). The coding region runs from base 295 to 828 and encodes 177 amino acids. Gene Ontology annotation, biological process: positive regulation of mitotic nuclear division; positive regulation of cell population proliferation; epidermal growth factor receptor signaling pathway. NCBI's taxonomy places the organism in Eukaryota, Metazoa, Chordata, Mammalia, Rodentia, Cricetidae. The record is from RefSeq and is a predicted model, not a curated record. The transcript has 6 exons.
UGGGUGGGAGCAGCGUGCAGGCUACCAGCACCAAGUGGUGCGCCUCUCGGGGGUGUGUGCAGAAGGCUCCAGGAUAAAUAGGAGGCUCCCAGCCCUGGGCGACACUGGAGCCCUCUGGCUGCCCGCCCUGGUGUUUCCCUGCCCUGUAGCCAGGCUGCCUGCUGCGUAGUUUCGUUUCCUCCUGGCUCAGGGAUUAGUUUCCAAGCACCCUCUCGGUGCCGGGGCCCGUGAGGGCAAGAAGAAGGAGCAGGGAGACUCUUCCAGGGGCUGCCCUGCCCCGGCACAGCACGGUUGAUGGACCCGGCCGCCCCGGGCAGCGGCGUCAGCUCCCUGCCGCUUCUCCUGGUUCUUGCCCUGGGUCUUGCAGUUCUCCACUGUGUGGUGGCAGAUGGGAACACAACCAGAACACCUGAAGCCAAUGGCUCUCUCUGUGGAGCUCCUGGGGAAAACUGCACAGGCACAACCCCUAGACAGAAACUAAAGACCCACUUCUCACGGUGUCCCAAGCAGUACAAGCAUUACUGCAUCCAUGGGAGAUGCCGCUUCGUGGCGGACGAGCAAACUCCCUCCUGCAUCUGUGAGAAAGGCUACUUCGGGGCACGGUGUGAGAGAGUAGAUUUGUUUUACCUCCAGCAAGACCGAGGGCAGAUCCUGGUGAUCUGCUUGAUUGUGGUCAUGGUGGUAUUCAUCAUUCUGGUCAUCUGUGUCUGCACCUGCUGUCAUCCCCUUCGGAAAAACCGUAAAAAAAGGAAGGAAAAGAACAUGGAAACUCUGGGUAAAGAUAAAACUCCCAUAAGUGAAGAUAUUCAAGAGACCAAUAUUGCCUAAUGGUUACAAAGUUACUGUGCGCUGGUGGGGAGCUACAAAACACCUUGCUCAUUUGCAGAUGGACAGGACGUGUCUCAGGAAAACAGCUAGCAGAAAUGAAUGUUUAAAUAUUGUAUUUACCUUUUUAUUUUUAUUUGUAACUUUGUGUUGUUUGUUAUUGUUUUUAGUAAUAUUUUUUAUUAUGGUCUAAUAAUUGAGGACCUGGCUAGAUAGCAUUAAAAAGAAGGGACAUUUCAAGAUAAGCUUUGUUGCCAGGAUUAUUAGUCAAAUAAAAGAGAAGGAGGAAAGAGGUUAGAUUUUUAAGAAUUGAUCAUAAGUCUCACCAGCAAUGCACACUUAUUGUAUGCUAAAUUUGGAAUAUAUUAUUUACUUUUAUCCUCCAACAGUCUGUGAGAGAGCAUAUUUCUGUUCUCAUUCCCAUAUAUACAAAAAUUAAAUAAUCUCACUUAGACUUAAAGAUGGAGGAACUGACGGAGUCAGAGCUGAGAUGGACCCAGAUUCAGAGCUAGUGCUCUUAUCGUUGUUAAUUUAGGCUCCUGUAAUAAUGUAACCCAAGAUUUCUUCCUGGAUUGUGCUUUGCUAUGAUUCUAAGGUGGUAGGGCAGUUUUCCCAGAUUAUCACAGACUAUUGAGUCAUGGCCAGUGCUGAUGUCAUCAUCAUGAUUUUUGCAAAGUUGACUUCUAUGAUUACUAUUAUUAUUAUUAUUAUUAUUAUUAUUAUUAUUAUUGUUUUGCUUUUCCACAAAGUCUCAGUGGCAUGAGUAAAUUCUUAUAUUUUUCAAAACAAAUAGAUUUGUCCCAUAAUUAUAGUAAUAAAUAUAGAUGGAAAAGUUAAUGACUG